Messenger RNA from Trypanosoma conorhini, 1017 nucleotides. RefSeq names its product adiponectin receptor protein 1. Gene Ontology annotation, cellular component: membrane. The record is from RefSeq and is a predicted model, not a curated record. Lineage: Eukaryota; Euglenozoa; Kinetoplastea; Trypanosomatida; Trypanosomatidae. The coding region runs from base 1 to 1017 and encodes 338 amino acids. The transcript has a single exon. Gene Ontology annotation, molecular function: signaling receptor activity.
AUGCGACAGGCCAAGAACGGUGGCGGCGCUGCAGCGCGGCUGAAGGCUCAGGAAGGUGACAGCAAGAGCACACCACCGGGGCAACAAGACUUCGCGCUGGAUGCGCUGAAACGGACACCGUACAACAACAAUCCCGAGCUUCCCUUGUACACUAUUGAUCAGGCGCCGAAGCAUCUUUCCGACAACGUGUACAUUUUAACGGGAUACCGUGUGGGAUACACCGCACGAAUGUGUGUACGCAGCAUAUUGGCUCUUCACAACGAAACAUUCAACAUUUGGACCCAUCUUAUUGGCUUUGUGGCCUUUAUUUUUGUCAUUGCCUGGUUCUUUGUAAUUGUACUUAUUCCCUCUUCGCAUCAGCAACACGCUGACGAACGCACACUCGCCACUAGCCAUACUGAAUCGAAGGGACUAACCUUCUUUCUCUUUGCGGCAUAUUCCUUUGGAUGUCUGAUGUGCAUGCUGUGCAGUUGUCUGUUUCACACACUGCUGGCGCACAAGAGCAGCACCGUAUAUUCUUGGGCGCAUGCGCUGGACUAUUUUGGUAUCACAUUUCUUGUGGUUGGCUCGUUUCUCCCCUUCUGCUACUUUGCUUUCACGUGUGAGCCGUUGUGGCGUUUGACGUAUUUGAGCAUGAUUUCCACACUGGGAAUUAUUGGCUUGCUGGGUCCUUUUUUCAGGCAAUGGACGCAGCAGCAGUAUGCAAACUGCCGAACUUUGUUCUAUGUUUGCAUGGUGAGCAGUGGCCUCUUCCCCAUCACCCACCUCUACCUCCUGCUCCCUGGCAGCGUCUCUUCCUCCUUCGUGGAGGGACUGCUGCUGAUGAUGGCCUUGUACGGGGUGGGGGUGUUUGUGUAUGCCUUUCAGAUUCCCGAGGUCUUUUUCCCUGGAAAGUUUGACGUGUACCUCUCAAGCCACCAGAUAUGGCACGUGUUUGUUCUGGCGGCGGCGUUUGUGCACUUCUUCAACAGUGCCUCCAUGUACAUCAACUUUCGGCGAAUGACACUGAGCUGCUAG